UAAAGUCAGAUCCCUCGAUACGGCCCUCCUUUGGUCCCAUACCUCUCCCUUUCCAGAACUCCAAAACGCAGCAUCAGAAGCUUAAAAACGCAGAACUAUCAAAACGGCAAAACCCCUCGCCUCGAUUCUCUCUCCUUCCCUCUCGAUCGAAACUCGUGAGUCUCUUUCCAAAACAUGUUCUCAUAUUCGGAACUGGAAUCGCUAGCACGAAAGGGGUAAUGGAACUCACCGAUUCGACGGCGUCCGAGGCGGCUCGGUCCCCUCUUGGCAUCGAUCUCAAUGAGAUCCCUUCCUCCUCUUCCGCCGAAACCCUACUGGACCUGGUUGAUGUCGUGCGCUCGCACUGCGAGGCUCCCGACCCUCCCUCGUUAGCUCUAGCCGGGUUGCCGGUGGGGGACCCCUCUGUGGCUUGCGGGGCUUGCGGCCGGCCUGAGGAGCAGGGUCAUGUGGUAGUGUGUGACGCGUGUGAGCGUGGGUUCCACAUUGACUGUGCCGGAAUGCAUGGACCUCUCGCCGCCAAUUUCCCGGAGUGGGUGUGCGGGGAGUGUGCGACUAACGGGUCCAAGAGCAAGCGGUGGCCCCUGGGCGUUAAGUCCAAGCUAAUUUUGGACAUCAACGCCUCUCCACCGAGUGAAGGCGACGGAGAUGGGGAGGGGAGUGUGGAGUUGCUAGAUUCCAGGAGCACCCCGGGUGAUUCUUUUGGUGGCAAUGCAUUUACUGCUCGAAAUGGGUAUGCAAGAAAUGGGUUUGCCUUGCAAAAAGCUUCUGGGGUUGUGAUGCACACUGUGAAAGUGGGUUUGGAAGAUUUGUUACAUCGUACGCAAACAUUGGGUAGAAGUAUUGAGGAAGUAGAUUUGGCCUUCCCACUAGGAAGGCAUAGAAAUGGUAACACAGCUAAUAGAUUACCUUCUCGGAAUCCAAGUGAUAAUUUUUUGCCAGCUCUUAAAGAAUUCAUAUCUGAAAGGCAUGGCCAAUUGGAGGAAGGUUGGCAUGUGGAGCUCAGGCAGUCCAUGAGUAGUUUUGAAGUAUAUGCAGUUUACUGUUCUCCUGAUGGAAAGUCAUUCAAUUCAAUGUCCGAAGUUGCUCGCUAUCUAGGUUUGAUGUCCAGCUACAAUCUCAAAGACACCGGAAUGACUAUUGAGGAGCCAUCUCUACAAGAUAGGUCACAUUUAUUUAAAAAGAGAAAGUCAACAAGAUCGUCUAUUACCAAUAAUGAAUGCAAAGAAUCUUUGGUAAGUUGUUCUAAUAAGGAGCUUUUCUUCCAUAGUCAGAACACGGAAACUUUUCCUAGUAAGUAUGGUGAAGUUAUGGAAGAAGGAAAAGAUGAAGAUGGUGGCUGUGGUUCUCGGCAGACUGAUGAUGGAUUCCCAGUCCAGUUUGAAGAUUUCUUUAUUCUUUCUGUGGGAGAGGUUGAUGUGAGACAUUCAUAUCACGGUGUCAACCAGAUCUGGCCAGUGGGUUAUAGAUCAUGUUGGCAUGACAAGGUUACUGGGUCUCUUUUUCUAUGUGAAGUGUUAAAUGGUGGUGAUUCUGGUCCUAUUUUUAAAGUCCAAAGGUGCCCUUGCUCGGUGCUGCCAAUUCCAAAUGGAUCGACUGUUCUCAUUAGAUCAAAACCUGAUCGGUCUACCGUGCAUAACAAUGAAGAAUGUUACAAUCUAACUCAUUCUGUUAUGGAUUGUGAUAAUGAUGACGAUAUUCAAAUGGUCCUUUUGGACCCUUCUCCUCCAUCAGAGGAUGAUAUUGUGACCUGCUUACAGAGUAGUGCAAAGGAAACAUAUGCCUCUGAGUCAUCUGGCGGCUUGCAACCUAAUGACUGGGAAACUGGAGUUGUUGAGGUAUCUAUGGAAGAGUGCUCCCCAUCUGCAGCUUGGGGACUCUUAUCUCAAAGAUUUAUUGACGCUUGUUGUGAUAUCUUAAAACGGAAUGGAAUUCUUAAGUUUUGCUGCAAUCAUGUUAAUGACAAAUUGGGAUCCUCUUGCUGGGAUGAACACGAUGAGAAGAGCAAUGCGACGCCCACUUCAUUAACUAAGUUCUGCAGUUCUCCUGGAUCUGUCAAUGUACCAUCCAAGUAUGAGGGUGACAAAGAGCUUGAGACUUUGACUAAUGUGCUUGCUAAAUGGCUGGACCAGGAUAGAUUUGGACUGGAUGCAGAGUUUGUUCAAGAAAUGAUAGAACAGCUUCCUGGUGUUGAAACCUGCUCAAAGUAUAUAACACUUGGUAGUAGGAAUCAUUCUUCGGCAUUCCCAACUGUUAGAAAUGGAGUCCUAGUUAUCCAAAAGAUGAGGGGAGUAGAAGUUAAGUCAGAAGAAGUUCCAAAUGAUAUUCUCAAAAGGUCCAAAAAGUGCAGGUUGGUGGAGGAUCAUGAAAUUGAUAAUAAUCUUCAACCACCUGGCAAUCUUUUGUGCUUAAAGCUUCCUCCUGCACUUGUUGGUGACCUUUACGAGGUAUGGGAACUGUUUUGGCGUUUUCAUGAGAUAUUAGGUUUGAAAAGGCCUUUUUCGUUGGGGGAACUUGAAGAUGAACUUAUUAACCCAUGGUCUGAUGGCUCAGAUCUUGAAAAUUCGGAGAAGAAGAUACAGGGAAAUCAAGUCCUAGAUUCCCAUAUGGAUGGAAGGGUGGGCCAAAUAUCAUCUUCAAGUCGUGAAUCUCAUACAGGUGUUUCGGUUGAUAAUCCAAACGUGUUUAUACAAAUGGAAACAGAGGCAUCAAAGGAAGCAGCCCAAGAUAAAAUUGCAUCUGUUACCUAUAGUAGGUGCUGCGGAGUUGCUUUGACGAAGGCUCACUUCUCACUGCUGGAUGUGCUAAUAAGUGAGCUCCAAUCCAAAGUUGCUGUACUUUUUGAUCCAAAUUUUGAUAUUGGAGAGUCAAAAUCCAAGAGGGGAAGGAAGAAAGAUGUGGAUACCUCAAUUUGGGAAAGAAGAACCAAACUCAAUAUGCUCCCUAUCAAUGAACUGACUUGGCCAGAACUAGCUCGGAGGUACAUUUUGGCCAUCUUAUCCGUGGAAGGUAACCUUGACUCUGUGGAAAUUACUGGUCGUGAAAGUGGUAAAGUGUUUCGUUGCUUACAAGGUGAUGGAGGGGUGCUUUGUGGCUCACUAACUGGAGUUGCUGGAAUGGAAACAGAUGCAUUGUUGCUUGCAGAGGCUAUAAAGAAAAUAUUUGGUUCUUUGAACAGAGAAAAUAACAUUCUCACCAUCAUAGAUGAAGGACCUGAGCCAACCGAUCCUUGUGAAAAGAAUGUCGUUAGUGAUGGUGACAUGCCAGAGUGGGCACAGGUACUGGAACCAGUUAGAAAGCUACCCACUAAUGUGGGAACCAGAAUCAGAAAGUGUGUUUAUGAAGCUUUGGACAAGGGUCCACCAGAGUGGGCGAAGAAGAUACUGGAGCAUUCAAUUAGUAAAGAAGUUUACAAGGGCAAUGCAUCAGGACCUACAAAGAAAGCUGUUCUUUCAGUUCUAGCAGAUCUACGCAGUGAAACACAGUCACAGAAAUCAAACAAAGGCAGCAAAAGGAAGAGAAGUUUAUCUGUAUCCGACAUUAUCAUGAAAAAAUGUCGUAUCAUAUUACGCCAUGCUGCUGCUGCCGAUGAUGAGAAAGUUUUUUGCACUUUACUAGGCAGAAAGCUCGUAAUUUCUGGUGACAAUGAUGAUGAGGGACUUCUUGGGUCUCCAGCCAUGGUAUCUCGUCCUCUCGAUUUUAGAACUAUUGAUCUACGAUUAGCAGUUGGGGCCUAUGGUGGAUCGCAUGAAGCUUUUCUUGAGGAUGUUCAUGAGUUAUGGAAUAACAUUCUCGCUGCUUUUAGGGACCAGCCUGAUAUGGUUGAACUGGCUGAGAAGUUAUCCCGAAAUUUUGAAUUACUAUAUGAAAAUGAGGUGGUAACAUUUGUUCAGAAAAUUGUGGGGUAUGCUAAAUCAGAGUGUCUUAGUUCAGAAGACAAGAAGGAAAUUGAUGAUCUUCUUGCUUCCACAAAUGAGAUCCCCAAAGCCCCUUGGGAUGAAGGAGUUUGCAAAGUGUGUGGUAUUGAUAAGGAUGAUGACAGUGUUUUACUGUGUGAUAAGUGCGACGCGGAGUAUCAUACUUACUGUUUGAAUCCUCCACUUUCAAGGAUUCCUGAAGGAAAUUGGUAUUGCCCAUCUUGCGCAAGUGGUGUGCGUGUAGUUCAAGAGGCAUCAAAAGGUAUACAGGUUACCAGCCAACAUGGGGUUAAAAAGGACCAGGGAAAAUUUACCCGUGUUUUUUUGGAUGCAAUAUCUCAGUUGGCAGCUGUAAUGGAAGAAAAUGAGUACUGGGAGUUCAGUGUAGAUGAGAGAACCUUUCUACUGAAAUUUCUCUGUGACGAGUUGCUUGACUCAUCUCUUAUUCGUCAACACCUUGAGCAAUGUGCUGAAACAACAGUUGAAUUGCAGCAGAAAUUGCGUUCUUUUUCAAUAGAAUGGAGAAAUCUGAAGUCCAGGGACGAGUUCAUGGCUGCUAGAGCAGCAAAGGUUGAAACUAAUGCAGUUGGAGAAAUAGGAUCGAAGGAUGGGCCUGCUUCCGCCAGUACAAACAAUGAUAAGUGCAUGGGACAGCUGCCUAACCUAGGCGGAAAACUUGGUAAUCUUUCUGGCGUCUCAGAUGAGGUGCCAACACUUCAUGGUGGUCCAAAGGAAAUCGGACUUAAUGGUUUUGGUAAACACCCAUCAGUGACAAAUUCUGAGAAAAAACAUUGUUGUAACAGCCAGAUUAUGGAUUCUAUAGACAACGAAGUUCGAUCAGAAGAUGUUCAUGAGGCUGCCAAUGAUAGUAGGUUACCUUCCCAAAUGCAUGAUAAAUCCGUCAAACCAAAUGAGCUUCCUUUGUCUAGCUCUUUGUCCCAGGAAGUCAAUUGUUUGGGGAAAAUCUGUUUUCAGGGUGAUUUGCAAGAAGGUAAAGGAAGUUGUGGUUCUCUGCAACCACCUGCAGAAUAUCAAGGAAGCUUCCCACAGAGAGAACAAAAGGUUUAUGCAGCUGAGGAUGCAUCUUCAGUUACUAUGCAUGAGCCACAAGGUUACCAUCUUGAGUUGAGCACUGUUAAGAAUGAUCUUCUUAUUCUGCAGAACUCAAUCGCCAGUGUAGAGUCACAACUUUUGAAACUAUCUAUGAGGAGGGAAUUUUUAGGUACUGAUUCUAGUGGGAGAUUGUACUGGGCUUCAGCCACAUCUGAUGGGAAUCCUCAGCUUAUUGUUGAUGGAAGUUUGGUGGAGCAGCAGAGAAGAAAAGUUCUGGAUCUUCCAGGUAUGGUGAAUGGUGGAUCAGUUUUGCAGAACUCUACUUCCACUGACCCUUGCUUGAAAUUGGAGGGGUCAAAGGCUUCCUGUCCAUUCCUGUAUGAUGCAGAUGAUAUUUUGACUGCAUGUUCAACUUGGGUCUGUUAUCAAACUGAUGCAGAAAUUGAAGCACUCUUCAAGUGGUUGAAAGACACUGAUCAGAAAGAGAGAGAACUGAAGGAGUCCAUUUUGCAAUGGCAAAAGUCUAAAUUUCGUGAAAUGCAACAAUCUGAAAGCCAAAAUGUGGACAAGCAUGCAGGUUUUCCAAAGCCUGUGGAUAGAGAAUGUGCACCUUGUAAUCGUCUUGUUACUAUGGCUGCUUUGAUUCUGGAGAAGAAAUAUGGUCCCUGCUAUGAGUUUGAUAGCAACGAGACUUUAAAGAAGCGGGGAAAAAGAGCAAGAACAAUGGGUGACGGUAAAAUGUAUAGGUGUGAAUGUUUAGAGCCCAUUUGUCCUUCCAGAUACCACUGCCUCUCAUGCCACAGGACUUUUUCCACGGCUGUUGAUUUGGAGGGGCACAAUGAUGGUAGGUGCUUAUCUGGUGCGUUAUCAGCUAAUGAGAAGAGCAAGGAGCUGAUUGAUUCAUUUAAGGGGAAAGGGAAUUCAACUCCUUCAACAAGUCCAGAUGAUUGUAUCAGUGGAGUGGACUUAGCUAAAGCUUCGGGAAACUCAUGCUCUGAGCUUAGCUCAAGGUUGAUCAAAUUUCAAAAUGAAGGAUUAGUUAGCCCAUUUGACUUUGAUGAGAUUAGAACCAAGUUUAUAACAAAGGAUUCUAACAAAGAAUUGGUUCGAGAUAUUGGCUUUAUUAGUUCAAACGGGAUCCCUUCAUUUGUCCCAUCUAUAUUCCCUUAUCUUAAUGACUCACCAGUGAUGCUAAUUGCCCCUCGGGGGGAUAAAAGCAUUUCGGCGGAUGAGUUUAACCCUAAUGAAAGGCUAGUCUUUUCGGAAAAAAACAGUAAUAGCAAUGGUUGCCAUCAACAAAUCUUUGGUAAUUCUUUGAAAAAAAUUUCUUCUACUGAAAUCAGUGAAGUGUUAAAGACUAACAGAUCAGUUUUGCGGUGCUCGGAACAAAGAAACAGACAACUUUCUUUUGAUGCUCGUAUUCCAGAAGAUGGUGUUUGUCGUUGUGUUGUUCCGCAAGCCGCAUUGAGGCCCCUAGUUGGUAAAGUUUCACAGAUUCUAAGGCGACUUAAGAUCAAUUUACUUGACAUGGAAGCUGCUCUUCCUGAAGAAGCUCUGAGACCAUCAAAGGCACACUUGGAAAGGAGAUGGGCCUGGCGUGCAUAUGUAAAAUCUUCACAGGCUAUUUAUGAGAUUGUCCAAGCCUCGAUUGUACUGGAAGACAUGAUUAAGACAGAUUACUUGAGAAAUUACUGGUGGUAUUGGUCAUCCCUUUCAGCAGCUGUGAAAACUUCUACCAUAUCUUCACUUGCCCUGCGGAUAUAUUCACUUGAUGCUGCCAUUGUUUAUGAUAGGACAUCGCCCACUUUAGAUUCAACUGAAAAUUUGAACUCUAGCGGCAUAUCAGACCAGAAUCCAUUGCUAGGUUUGGAUACAGGGGAGAAAUGCAAGGUAAGCAGGAAAUCUAACAAGAAAAGGAAGGAACCAGAGGGUUGAUCUUAGAUAUACAAGUUUUAGCACAUGAGAUAAAACCGUCGUAAGUCCACUGGAUGCGGCAUGUCCUGUCGGACUGGAAUGUUAUGAGAAAAAUGUUUUGAUGAACAUUCAACAUGUUGGGAGAAUUGGAGGUUCCUGUUAUUGCUGCUGCCCGUGUCACUGUUGCUGCAGCUACUGAUACUGACAAAUCUGUAUGUACAUAAUGCUGACAUUCUAACGUGGAUGCUGGAUUGGAUGGCCGAGUUCAUAUGAUUUUCUUGGAAAGUCGGAAGCAUUUGACGGACAAUGGAUGUUGAAGAAUGCAUCCAGUUUUGGCCUGAUUUAUGUUGCAGCAGCUUUCGGAUUUGUAGUUUUGGAGGAGAGAUGAGAUGGAGCAAUAUUAUUCUCAUGAUGAGUAAAGUCUAUAUACAUAUACAAAAGCAAUCAAUGUAAAAAGAACAUAGCAGGGAACGAAAAAGAAUGGAAAGAGUUGUAGCUGAGUAGUGUAGGCAAUAUUUCAUUCUUUAUACAUAGAUCUCUCUCUCCCUCACCACCCCCAAACCCCAUUACCUACCCUGUGUGCGCUUUGCAGAUGUGGGGCCAGUAUGCUUGUAGCUCUUUGGCGAGUGUGAUGAUACUUUCUCAUAGUUUUUUUUUUUUUUUAAUCAGUUCUCAUAGUUUUGUUUACAUGACUUGUGCCAUUUUCUUUCAAGCAGACUUAGUGGAUCAGUGUAUUAAAUUGCUUCUUGGAGAACCAGCUGCAUUUUAGUGAAAUGUACGAGGCUGAUUAAGGUUUUGAGGUGUAA
This is a messenger RNA of Tripterygium wilfordii, 7687 nucleotides long. Its product is annotated as methyl-CpG-binding domain-containing protein 9-like. Gene Ontology annotation, cellular component: nucleus. The transcript is spliced from 10 exons. The coding region runs from base 219 to 6902 and encodes 2227 amino acids. The record is from RefSeq and is a predicted model, not a curated record. Gene Ontology annotation, molecular function: DNA binding; protein binding. NCBI's taxonomy places the organism in Eukaryota, Viridiplantae, Streptophyta, Magnoliopsida, Celastrales, Celastraceae.